Myotis daubentonii (Daubenton's bat) is the source of this 1502-nucleotide messenger RNA. RefSeq names its product chromosome 13 C10orf95 homolog (gene C13H10orf95). The record is from RefSeq and is a predicted model, not a curated record. Lineage: Eukaryota; Metazoa; Chordata; Mammalia; Chiroptera; Vespertilionidae.
UAUAUAUAUGAAGAACUGUAAGUUUUUAUGUAACAUUCUCGAGCAGGAGGACUGUGAGAUAGCCACAGCAUGGACUUGAGACAGACGAGGCUGAAUUUCCCCCUUAUCAUAACUGGCUGUGUGAGUCUGAGCAAGCUGUGGUGAGUGUAUCACGGAGCACAGGGCUCGGCAUCUAGGUUACUGUGGGUACAACCAGCAGCUCCUUCAGGCUGGCUAGCUCCUGGCCAGCUCAAGGUGUUUCCCUUUGCCUGGAAACCGGGAGGUGUGGCUGGGGCAGGGCCUGCAGGGGAGCAGCUCAACUAAAAAGUGGGAGCGGAACCCCUGCCUGUGAGGACCAACUGCCCUGGCUGACGGAGAUAAGUCUGGACCAGGACCGGCCCGGUAAACACCUGCCGCCUGCGCUUCCGACCAUGUACGCCUACAGCUGCCUGGCGCCCGGGGAAGGCGCCUGGCCUCCGCUGCAGCCCCUCACCUACACCUACCUGCCUGGCCCCCUGCUGCUGCCCUCCAUCCAGGCCCCGAGCGCCGGCGGCCGGGCGGCCCCGCGGGAGUACCACUGUUUCCACGGCCCGGGCGCGUGCCCGGGGGCCGCGCCGCUCUGGUGGGCCUUCCCGCCGGCCUACGCCGCGGCCCUGCCCCCGCCGCUCCCGGCGCCCGGCUCCCCGGGGUCGUUGAUGCCGGCGCCCGCGGAGGCGGGGGCCGCGAGCUGGGCGCCGUGGCCCGAGGGCGGCAGCCUGCAGGCGGAGCUGCGCUGGGGCCGCGUGGAGCGCGCGUGGGGCCCGCGCCUGGAGCUGCCGGACUUCGUGCGCCGGGAGCUGCGGCGCGUGUACGGCACGUACCCCCGCACCGACGUGCGCGUCACUUUCCGGGGCGGCGAGUUCCUGCUGCGGGCCGCGCCGCGCGUGGGCGAGCCCGAGGUCCGCGCGCGGAGGCGCCUGCUGCGCCCGCCCGCCAGCAGCGGGAGCGGCAGCGGCGACAGCAGCCCCGCCGGGGAAGCGGCGGAGCGCGGCCGCCGAAAGGCGAGGACAGGCCUGGGCUGAGGGCGCCGCGGGGUCGGGGCCGGCCCGGAGCGCGCGCGCCUCUCCUCCUCGGCGAGAAGGGAGACCUCGGCUUUGCACGGGGGCUGGGUGCACCGGUCACCUGUCCGCUUUUCCUUGACCCGCUGCCCGCCGCCCCUCUCCCGCGCGGCCUUGGUUUCUCUCCUGUUGUUGCUGGAUGGUGGGGGAAGAGCGAGGAGGGAUGAAGGACAUCAUCGCUGGGCGGGUGUCCUGUUACUCUUUCCUUUUACGUGGACUUGGGAGGCCUGGGUGUGGGUGGGAGAAGGGCCUGGCCGCUGUUUCCUCUCUCUCUCCUCCUCCCCAUCUCUUCCCCUUAGAAGCCUGCGGUGAGCCCCCAUUUUCCCUCGCUUCUCCUCCCUCUAGCAAAGCUCCCCCAACUCCCCAAGCUGAGGGCCCACCUCUCUCCAGCUUGUCGUGAAAAAUAAAUGAACGUCGUCAAGUGUA